CUGUGGCGUAGACAAUAUUUUAUCGGAACACAAAUAAAAUAAACGAAAAAAAUUAGGAGAUAAUUAUAUUUUCAUAAUGUCUAGCAAAAAUGACACUCUUGUCGACGAAGAUGUCGACUAUCAAACAGUUUCAACUGGUCAUUCCAUUAGUAUUGAACGUCCAGAGCGUCUACAUGAAUGGCUUAAAGCGGAAGAUAUUGAAUAUAUAAGGCACAAAUUCAUCUCUCAUCCAUUACAAAAGCUCAACCUAAAAGAAUUGCGAGAAGUUUUUGACAAUCUCAGUAUAAAAUUCACCGACAUUGAAUAUAACCGUCUCUUCCUUAAAAUCAAUCAGAAUCGUGACUUUCUGUGCGAUUGGAAUGAACUCAUUUCAUAUUUGAUAUUUGGCUUUCAAGAAGACGACCCCAGCACCCAGAAAGAAGCGCUCAUAUUACCAAUAUCGACAGCACCAAUAGUUAAAAAGUCCGAGCAUCGUUCACCAAUUUGUUCCAUAAGUUUAUUGCGCGUGCAAGCCGAUGAUGUCGAUGAGGAAGAUAUUGGCAAGCAAUUAAAUGGAGCGUUGGAAGAUUCUCCCGAGGCAUGUGGCAUGUGGAUAACAGCCAGUCGUGAGGGACAAGUACGCUUUUGGUCUAAUACGCUUGAGCCGCUACGUACAGGUGUCUCCACUAGUAUCAAUCUCAAAAUGGCUACAUGGAUACUGCAAGUACAAGCGCUCUCCGACGUAAGUAUCGUUUGUACCUCUUCUACUGAACGCGAGCUACGUUUUCACGAGACAGUAGCCUCUACCUUUACUCUGCGCAUUGUUAUUCGGAGUUUACCAUUUGCCGUAUGCAGCAUGUCCUACAGUUUCCAUCCGAAAGGGAAGACUAAUUCGCGACUGGUACUCGGUGAUUUCGGUGGUAAUGUAAGAAUUUUGGAAUUUACACCAUUUCUUCGUGGACCAUUUCAGAGUAAACCCGGCGCUGCGCUCGUUGAGCUGUUCUGGUCCGACGUUCUUAAAGGUAAAUUACCUUUAAUGAGCGUUCGUGAAUAUCCAAAUAUCCACAGUGAGCUUAUACAACAUAUCUACUUUUCGAUUCGCAUGAAUUCACUGCUCGUGGCUGCAGAAUAUCGCAAUGCAAAGAAAUAUCGCGCACGCUGUCCGGGUUUAAUUAUAGCUUCCGGUGAAGAUAAAACCUACUUCCGCAUACCAAUGGGCGUUUCAACAUUUUUUGUUGCUGAAAAAAAUAACAUCGUUGUCACUGGUGGUCCUGAUACCUUUGUGCGUGUCUGGGAUGUGUACAUUUCAAGUAAACCAUCCGGUAUACUGACCGGUCAUAAUGGCGGUAUUGUUUAUAUCUUCGUACAAGCCGAGGAGAAAAAAAUUUAUAGCGUCGAUUAUCACAAAAUUAUAAAAAUCUGGCACAUGACUGAGUACACAUUACUGCAGACUUUUGGCGAUUUAGUACGCAUUUUGGCUUCUGAAACAGAUUUGAGUUACUUGUAUCAUCCAUUGUCACGUGAUUUGCUCGUUGGUGGUCGUAAGCUUAUUAGUAUAAAAUGUUGUGCACGCAUUCGGGUGGAUCUUACCGAUGGUAAUACACAUGCUGCACCCGUUUCCGUAGUACUAUAUAAUGGACUGUUUCGCAAUGUGGUCACUUGUGGCUUAGAUAGUUAUAUAAUAGUGUGGGAUCCAUGGACCGGACGUCGUAAAAUUAUUAUGAAGAGCUGUCACACGAAAAUGGAAUAUGGCGAAACAAUUGACAUUGAAAUUACGGCAGCAUGUUUUGAUCCCUUGGAGCAAUUUCUACUGACCGGAGCACGUGAUGGUUCCUUGAAAAUAUGGAAUUAUAAUAAUGCAGUCUGCAUGCGUAAUAUGAGCAUAAAACCAGAACAUGAAGUUACGGCCGUUGUUUGGGUUGUUGAGAGGAUAUUAGCAGUUGGUUGGGAUCAACAAGUUACGGAAUUCAAUGAUGUUGAAGGACGAGAAUAUGGCGACCCAAAGAAAUGGACAAAAUUCCAUAAUGACGAUAUCACUUGUGCCGAUGUAAAGUUGGGUGAAGGUGUCGUAACAGCCACUUACUCCGGCGAGUUAAUAUUUUGGAAACUUGAAACCGGUCAACCAUAUCGUAGAUAUAGUGUUGCAGAUCCUUUGCGCUUCAUCGAGCUGAAACACAGAGAUUCCGAGGCAGAUGGAUCCGGUAGGCGUGUCUCACAACAUCUGAGCAUUUCACGUUAUGUGCGCAAAUCCAUUUCGGAAGGCAUACUGAAGAUCGAAACGCAAUUGAACAAGAGACCCACAUCAUUUGAACGGACCUUUUCAGAUGCCGAUAUUCGUGAUGAUUUGGCAUAUGCCGUGUCUUUGCGUUCUACCAGACCCGUGUCCGUGCAGGCUGUACUAUUUCUACAGACGCGUCCUAUGACAAAGGAGCAUGGUAGCGUUUUCGUCGCUCUCGACACGGGCGUAAUUCAGGUGUAUUCACAUCAUCAGCGCGGCGGUUAUCUCAAAGAGUUCAAUUCAAGUCACCGCACUGGAGACUGUGUUCUAACAAUGGCAACGGAUCGGAAGAAUCGUUAUCUCUUUACGGGCACAGCAUUUGGUUAUAUUAAGAUUUGGCAUAUUGUCAACUAUUGCAUACCGGAACGCGAGAAACAGCAUGUGUGUAUGCCACUACUACGCUUGCAAUUCAUAUUUUUGCGCAAGGAACGCUUUUUGACACGCUCGAAGCGCAUAGUUAGAAAUCAGCCGGAGCCAAUGCUGUUGAGUUCAUAUAAAGCACAUAUAAAAGCGGUCAAUUCGAUAGUCUAUAUAAAUACGCCAAAAAUAUUAUUAACCGGCAGUCACGACUGUUCAUGUCGCCUUUGGUCACUAGGCGGCCGCUAUCUGGGUACUUUGGGUACACCUCUACCUUGGCUUAAGUUGUCACCUUUUGAAUCUGUGGAGGAGGAUCAACGAUAUCGUAUGCCGCCUGAUAUUAAGAAGGUGGCAAGUUCCACAACGAUGAAGGUAAUCUCUGGCGUACAAGAGGACAAGCGACCUGUUCGUUACGAUCCAAAAGGUGCUGAAGAUGAAGAAGCUGUCGAAGCAGAGGCCACAGCGCGUAUGUAUGGCAAGCCGUUGAGAGAACCAAUACUUGGCAAAUAUUUCACUUUGCCCGGCAAAAGCGCUACAGAGCAACGCAUCGAUUUGGAUACAUCGCUCUCGUAUAUACCGGUAUUUUCACAUUUACGCAUACACGAAGCUGAUGAUAUUGAGCGCCCACCAACACCGCCGGCAAUACGCCGCAUAAAUAAUGAGGACUAUAUGGAAUUCUACGAUCCAAACAAGAAGGAGCGACCAGGACAAAAGAAAUGAGACUCUUGAGUAUUAUGUUUACAUGAAAAUAUAUAGCUGAUGAGCGGCGCAUUAGGAAUGAUUUUUUUCAGAUAUUUUAUAAAAUUUUAACGACUUCGAUUGGGUACGAACUAUUUUUAUGUUAUUUUAUACAAUAAAAAAAAAGAUAUUUAACUAAUUA
Messenger RNA from Bactrocera oleae (olive fruit fly), 3494 nucleotides. Its product is annotated as WD repeat-containing protein on Y chromosome. The record is from RefSeq and is a predicted model, not a curated record. NCBI's taxonomy places the organism in Eukaryota, Metazoa, Arthropoda, Insecta, Diptera, Tephritidae. Gene Ontology annotation, molecular function: protein binding.